UCCCCAUUGCGCUCUUUCUCAAAUUUUAUUCGUCAGAAUAAUCUUGGACGAAUUCCUAUUCUGGACUAGGAGGAGUCCAAGUCACAUGACUCAACCAAUAAAAUCUCGUCUCGCCUGUUAUAAACCACUGUUAACAAGAAGCGCACUCAGAAAACCAACGAAGAUGGAGGGAUUUAGACCGGUCUUUUUCCUCUGCGUUAUGAAUUGCAUCAUGUAUGUUUAUGGUAUCGAUAAAGUUCCAGGAGAGUCUAUUGAGUUCAAACCACCUGAAGGCUGUAAAACAGCAGGUAGCACACUUUCACACCGGCUGAAGGAUGACAGCAUUGUGCCAGUUUCUUACUAUAACAGUAGUGAUGGACUCUGGAAACCGCAGCCGUCGUACGAACGCAGACUGAUUCUAAGCGGCUCCAUCACGCUGACCGACAUAAACAUGAACGACGACGGACUGUACGAGUUCACCUGCAAGAGCGGCAGGAACAACCUGCCUAUCUCACUGAAGGUUAUUCGAUUGCUAUACGAGCCAUCAGUGGUCGCUGGAGGAAAUGUCACAUUCCCGUACAGCUAUGUUACAGCAGGAGAUACCCGGACUUUUAAGGUGCAAAGAAAUGGAAUCUGCGUGUUUGAACUAAAUUUUACCUCCGGCAACAAAACAGUCGGGACGCGGUUCCAGGGGAGGCUCUCCUUAUCACCUGAGUGGAAAUCGCACGGAAACUUGAGCCUGACUCUGGAGGGAGUUACGGAGGAGGACCAAGGCGUUUACUUAUUCUCCAUCGAAGAACUUCACGUGAAACAGAAGGAUGCUAUGAGGCUAAAGGUCGUGCCGAGCGUGCCGGGACCGGAGCGGAGGAACGACACAACGUCCUCUUCACCUGAACACGAGGAUGGAUCUCACCUGAAGACCCCACCUGAACACACCACCUGUAUUGUCAUCAUUGUGGUGCUUGCGUGUGCUCUUGUUGGAGCCGCAAUUGUGUGUAUUGGGUGUAUUGUGUAUAUUGUGAGGCUGAGAACCCGCAGACCCCGUGGUGCAGAACCCAGGCUGGACGUGAACAUGAGUCUUUUGGGGGACCAUCCUGUUCCUCAACCUAAUGGAAACGCUGUACCUUGAUAUAUUUUAUUAUUAUUGUUAUUAGUAUUUUUUAAUACGAUCUAAAAUAAAAUUUAAAAAAAAUUAAAAACUUGA
Messenger RNA from Scatophagus argus, 1183 nucleotides. RefSeq lists its product as uncharacterized. Lineage: Eukaryota; Metazoa; Chordata; Actinopteri; Scatophagidae. The transcript is spliced from 2 exons. Bases 86 to 1108 code for a protein of 340 amino acids. The record is from RefSeq and is a predicted model, not a curated record.